GUUUCUUCUAAUGUAACCAGAAAGAUGUUACGUGCUGAUUCUGACGACGAUAUCGGCAGUGAAGUGGUUCGCAAGAGGCACAAGGCAGAUGACAAUAGUGCUACCGAUUUAGCUCAACUUCGAGCUUACUUCCUCCCUCCUGUGCACCGACACGAUGAUGACCAAACAAAAGCACCAUUGUCAUAUGCGUGUCGUUUCUGCCACCGGGGCGAAAAGGACCCUGUUCGUGUCAGUUUGAGCAAUUUGACAGGGAACCUUCAAUCCCAUCGCGAUGGAUACACCGCCGUAGGCCGAUCUGACAAAGGCUGUCCUGGACGCCUCAAGGCCAAGGAAGAUAAAUCACUUGGAGUACCUCUAUCAGUUGCAGAGAGACGGUUCAAUGAGAAGAAGAAACUCGGACCUCUUGAUGGAUUCGUCACAACCACCCCCGGCGCAAAGUUCAACAAUGUCACCUUCAACCAAAUGGCUUGCACGUGGUUGAUUUGACACGCGCUACCUUGGAAUCGUGUUGAAGACCCUAUCCUCAGGGCUAUGGUAAGGUAUCUUCGAAAUGACGCCAAGCUUUACGGUCGCAAAUGGGUUUCCACCGAAGCAAGACACAUCAAUAAGUCUUUGAAAUCAAACGUUUUCAAAGAGCUCCAGCAACUUACAUCCCGCUUUAAUCUUGUACACGACGGCUGGACGAGCAAAGGUAAUCGACACGGGUUUAUUGGAGCUUCGGUAAAUUUCAUUGAUACGAAAUGGAACUAUCACGUGCGGCAUGUGGGCUUGAAGGUUGUUGCAUGGC
Messenger RNA from Melampsora larici-populina 98AG31, 787 nucleotides. RefSeq lists its product as uncharacterized. The transcript has 3 exons. The record is from RefSeq and is a predicted model, not a curated record. Lineage: Eukaryota; Fungi; Basidiomycota; Pucciniomycetes; Pucciniales; Melampsoraceae. The annotation marks the transcript as partial.